Molecule: messenger RNA, 3843 nt
Organism: Spathaspora passalidarum NRRL Y-27907
Lineage: Eukaryota; Fungi; Ascomycota; Pichiomycetes; Serinales; Debaryomycetaceae
Gene: GSY1
Product: glycogen (starch) synthase
Exons: 1
Coding region: 12-1889 (625 amino acids)
Biological process (GO): glycogen biosynthetic process
Cellular component (GO): cytoplasm
Molecular function (GO): alpha-1,4-glucan glucosyltransferase (UDP-glucose donor) activity
Source: RefSeq, a predicted model, not a curated record
CUUUGGACCAAAUGAGUGAACGUGGUAUCCGUUGGCUCUAUGGUAGAUGGUUGAUUGAAGGGGCCCCACGAGUUCUUUUGUUCGAUAUUUGGUCAGCCGGUCACAACUUGAAUGAAUGGAAGUCUGAUUUAUGGAACAUUGCUGGAAUUCCAACUCCUGAUCACGAUCUGGAAACCAAUGAUGCCAUCUUGUUGGGUUAUUUGGUUGCUUGGUUCUUGGGUGAAUUGGUUUACAAUGACCGUGAAAGAGCAGUUAUUUGUCAUUGUCAUGAAUGGUUAGCUGGUAUUGCAUUGCCAUUGUGUAGAAAGAGAAGAAUUGAUGUUACAACUAUCUUCACCACCCAUGCCACUAUUCUUGGUAGAUAUCUUUGUGCUGGUUCAACUGAUUUCUACAAUAAUUUGGCUUACUUUGAUGUUGAUGCUGAAGCUGGUAAAAGAGGUAUUUACCAUCGUUACUGUAUCGAAAGAUCGGCUACUCAUUCCGCUGAUGUUUUCACCACUGUUUCCCAUAUUACUGCUUAUGAAUCUGAACAUUUAUUAAAGAGAAAACCAGAUGGUGUCUUACCAAAUGGUUUGAAUGUUGUCAAAUUCCAAGCUGUUCAUGAAUUCCAAAACUUACAUGCUUUAAAGAAAGCCAAGAUUAAUGAAUUUAUUAAAGGACAUUUCUAUGGUAACUAUGAUUUCGAUUUAGAAAACACCUUAUAUUUCUUUAUUGCUGGUAGAUAUGAAUUUAGAAACAAGGGUUGUGAUUUCUUUAUUGAAUCUUUAGCUAGAUUGAAUCACAGAUUAAAGGAAAGCGGAUCUAAAAUGACCGUUGUUGCAUUCAUUAUUAUGCCAGGUAAGACUCAAUCAUACACCGUGGAAACCUUAAAGGGUCAAGCUGUUAUUAAGCAAUUAGAAUCCACCAUUGAAGAAGUUCAAAAGAAGGUUGGUGAAAGAUUAUUUGAACAUUGUGCUAGAUAUCCAAACUCAAGCCAUCAAGGUAAACCAAAUAGUGAGGUUCCACUGAUUGAUGAAUUAAUUAAGCCAGCUGAUCGUGUCUUGUUAAAGAGAAGAAUCUUUGCCUUGAAGCGUGAAGGUUUACCACCAAUCGUCACCCAUAACAUGGUUGAUGACUCUACUGAUCCAAUCUUAAACCAAAUCAGAAGAGUUCAAUUAUUCAACCGUCCUGAUGAUAGAGUUAAAAUUAUUUUCCACCCAGAAUUCCUUAAUGCUAAUAACCCACUUUUAUCCUUGGAUUAUGAUGAAUUUGUUCGUGGUUGUCACUUGGGUGUUUUCCCAUCAUAUUAUGAACCAUGGGGUUACACUCCUGCUGAAUGUACUGUCAUGGGUGUUCCAUCCAUUACCACCAACUUGUCCGGUUUUGGUUGUUAUAUGGAAGAUCUUAUUGAAAACACCAGUGAUUACGGUAUUUACAUUGUUGAUAGAAGAAUGAAGUCCGUUGACGAAUCAAUUAAUCAAUUAACCGACUACAUGUAUGAUUUUGCUCAAAAGACCAGACGUCAAAGAAUUAACCAACGUAACCGUACCGAAAGAUUGAGUGAUUUAUUAGAUUGGAAACGUAUGGGUUUGGAAUACAUCAAGGCUCGUCAAUUAUCCUUAAAGAGAGCAUAUCCUGAUAAGUUCAAGAAUGGUGCUAAUCCAUUUGCCAACUCUGGUAAUUUGAAAUUGACUCGUCCAUUGAGUGUUCCUGGUUCUCCAAGAGGUAAACUUGGUCUGAUGACUCCUGGUGAUUUAGGUAGUUUACAAGAAGCUCAAGAAAGUUUGAAUACUGAUGAUUAUAUUGGUUUCACAUUGGGUGAUGGUGAUGACCAUGACGAAAAUGAAGAUGAAGGUCAACACUACCCUUUAACCUUACGAGGUAACUCUGAACCUCCUCAAGAUAAGUAAGCUUGUGUUGACUAGAACUAUUUUUUUAUAAUGUUUUUUUGUUGUUUUUGUUUUUAUAUUCUUUUUUUUAAUUUGAUAUUAGUUCUACCAGUAUGUAUGAUACAGUUUGAGUUGGAUUAAAAAUACACAGUUUUCGUUAGAUGAACUAUUAAUCUAUUACACUCUAUUAAAAAAAAGAAAAAUUAACCUACCAACUUUGCAAUUUAGAAGUGGCCUCACAAUAGUCUUCGGACAAGAAUGUUGAGCAUUCACCCAAAAGCUUAUUCUCAAUAAAUGUAUGGUCAACAUCAGCAUAAUGUUGAAUCAAUUGGGAUUCUAGUUUAUCUAAGACAAGAUAAAUAUGAGGCAACCACCCUUUAACAUGCACCAAUUUAUUAUGCAUAUCAGCAGUACUGAAUGUUAUACCCAUGUAAUCUUCUGGCUUUUCGGUACUAUCAGUAUUUGCAAUAUCCCAAUAAGAAAUUGAAUUUGGAAUCAAUACAGAUUUCCCAUCGUCACAAAUACUUUCACCUCCAUUCCAAGUUUCUGGUCUCAUAUUGAAAUCAAUCAAUGAAGAAACAUAAUCCAAGGUGAAAGAGAGAGAAUCUUCAGGUCUGGAGAUUAUAAAUGCAUGAGGUCUGUAUAAUUCAUUAACACAUCCACAAUCUUUGGUAUGGGAUCUACCAAUUCCAAACCAAUAUUUUCUAUGACUUAAUUUCUUAGGCAAUAAACUAGCUGGAAUUGGUACGAGAUUCGUUCCACCUCUCAACUUUCCAGCAUUCUUGGUAGGGUCCUUAUUAAAGUCAGGACCACUCACUUUAUUACAUUCCCCGGUAUAAACACUACAUUGCAAUACACGUAACGGAUGGAAAUUAUAAAUAAAGUUGAUUUCACCUUCUUCAGCAUCCAUAAAUGGGGCCCAAUUCUUUUCAAUCAAACGAGGCUUAAGUCCAUUAAUGGACAAUCUAGUGAUAUUGUAUGGGUCUUGCAAUGGACGGUAUACAUGCAUGGCACGUUUCCAACCAAUUUCAGUUCUUAAUGCAUUGAAAAUAAUUAAAGGCUCUUGAUCAAGUUCACCUUGAUCGUUUGUGAAUUCAUGCAAAACCGCACGAGGAUCUUCAGCUCCCAAGAUUUCUAAUUUAUGGUAGGGACCUUGAUCUAUAAUAUGAGGUAAUAUUCCCGGAAAUUUCAAAUCACUGUUUGGAAACUUGAAAUCAGUUAAUUCAUUCCAAUCGUUAUCAAAUACUUGACCUGAAAGUACGGAGAUUGUAGGCCAACUUCGAACAGCAUCCUUGGAAUAAACAAUUCUAUUAACCAUAAAAUGAACAUUGUAUUUUUCCAACCAUACCGCACUACCACAGAAUUUCCACCAUUUGUUAGCGAGAAUACUUUCUUCAGUUUCGUCUUCUUUAUCAACAAAGAAAUCGCGGUAUUCUUGUUUAGUAGCGGAUAAUUCCUUGAGUUGGUUUCGUAAAAAUUUCAAAUCGUCAUUGUUAUUCAAAUUAGUGGCAACUGUAGCUGAAAGAUUUUCAUCGUCAUGAAAUUCUACCUGAGUACAUUUAAAUCGACUAUCAGUUGAUUCCUCUCCGGUUUCAAUAAAUGAAUAUCCCGGAACUUUAAAUUUCUCGAAUUUUAAUUUGCUUCUAUUUGCACUUAUUGGUGAGUUAUGCUUUGUUUCUGUUGGUUUACUACCUUGAAAUAAUGUCGAGCUGAAAUACCAAGCAUUUAUAUUAAGGACCAAUAUGAGUAUGUAUAAAGCAAUACCAGCGACUCGGGUUACUCGGGCUUGCCUACUUCCAUCUCUUGUCUUUGGUGAAAAGCUUUUGUGGACGAAAAAUAUCGCAAUAGGAGUGAAAAUGGUCAAAGCUGCAAGAUAUGCCGUUUGAGUAGAUAACUCUAUAUUGGGUACUUCUACAGUCAUAUCUCUAUAAGCUUUGAAAUGCUUGCGUUUAUUGUUAAGGAAGUGUUAUUGGCU